Messenger RNA from Exophiala spinifera, 1416 nucleotides. RefSeq lists its product as uncharacterized. Lineage: Eukaryota; Fungi; Ascomycota; Eurotiomycetes; Chaetothyriales; Herpotrichiellaceae. The record is from RefSeq and is a predicted model, not a curated record. Bases 1 to 1416 code for a protein of 471 amino acids. Gene Ontology annotation, molecular function: aldehyde dehydrogenase (NAD+) activity. The transcript has a single exon.
AUGGUCGCCGAAAUCAUAACCACCAUCUCUCCAACUACCAACAAGCCAAUCCUCACCCGCCAUGGUCUUGCUCCAGACGAGAUCCUCCGGCUGGGCACUACCGCUCAAAAGGCAUUUCAAUCCUACAAGAAGUCCCAUCCCACGCUCGAGUCUCGCCAGAAGAUUGUAACAAAGGCACUCUCCAUCCUUCUGGAACGACAAGAUGCCCUUGCUGCGGAACUCACCGAACAAAUGGGCCGGCCCAUCUCCUACACCGCGAAGGAAAUAGCCACGGCGGUCAAGCGAGCAGAAUACAUGAACCGGGUUGCGCCCGAAGUCCUGGGCAAGGACACGCCCGGUGACGCAGAAACGGGCUUCACUCGAUACAUCCGCAAGGAACCUGUCGGGGUGGUCCUGGUCAUCUUCGCCUGGAACUAUCCCUACCUCAUCCUCGUCAAUUCCUUGAUUCCGGCCCUCCUGGCAGGCAACACGGUCAUCCUCAAGCCUUCCCCACAGACGCCCACGAUCGUCGAGCACAUAGUCGAUAUCUUCACGGAAGCGGGACUGCCCAGCCAUGUGAUCCAGUAUUUACACUGUGGCAACCCGACGGACUUGAAGCCUUUGAUCCUCAGCCCGGACGUCAACCACAUCUGCUUCACGGGCAGUGUUGCGGCGGGCAUCGCGAUACAGCAGAUUGCAAGUUCGCGGGUGUCGUGCUCGGUGGGCUUGGAACUCGGCGGGAAGGAUCCCGCGUACGUCAGACCCGACGUGGACGUGGCCUGGGCGGCCGAGGAGAUAGUGGACGGCGCCAUUUUCAACUCGGGACAGUCGUGCUGUGCACUCGAGCGGAUUUACGUGCACGAGACGGUCUACGACUCUUUCGUCGCCGAGGUCAAGAAGGUCUUGAGCGGAUAUAAACUGGGAGAUCCAACGGACAAGACCACCCACGUGGGCCCGGUCGUGUCUGCCCGUGCGAAGGACACCAUCCUCAAACAGGUGUCUGAUGCGAUCCAGGCAGGAGCAAAGGACGAGACGCCAGACAACGAGACCUUCAAGAACCCGCCACCGGACGGAAACUUCGUGGCUCCCGUGCUGUUGACGAAUGUUGAUCACAGCAUGAGCGUGAUGAAGGAUGAAACUUUCGGUCCUGUCAUCCCCGUGCAGAAAGUCAGUGGCGACGACGAGGCCGUGGCAUUGAUGAAUGAUAGCCAGUUCGGCCUGACGGCGAGCAUCUGGACCAAGGACGUGAACAAGGGCCGCGAAUUGACGGACCUGGUCGAGGCAGGCACCGUGUUUGUCAAUCGCGCCGAUUACCCUAGCCCUGACCUGGCUUGGACGGGCUGGAAGGAUAGCGGGAAGGGCGUGACUUUGUCCAGGUUUGGAUUCGAUCAGUUCGUCAAGUUGAAGAGUAUCCAUUUGAAGGAUUACCCCAAAUAA